UCCUCAUAAUCAUGGAACAGUAAACAAUAUUAAGCUGACCAGAAUUGGAAGCUAUGAAGCUAGAAAUUAUAAUGCAAGCAAAGUAGCAAACUCAUAGGAAACAGAAUGGUGAAAUUUGGUUGCUGCAAAAUAGGUUGAAAGUUGAAAGCAUAUCCAAAUGAAUUAGAUUUUACCAAUACAAGAAAAUUUUAGCAGCCCAAAAAAGAAAGUAUUGCCAAAACAGUGAUUGCCAAAUUUGACAUUGGGUGUGGCAAAUUUUGUCGCAGGAAGUGUCUUGAAGAACCAGAUGGUUUAGUUAUCACCUACCAUAUUAGUUAUGGACUCUGCACACUUUGUUUGGGCCUGUAUUGGUGAUCCGACCACACAGGGAAUUAUUUUUGAUGUUAUAUUAAAAAAUAUCAGAACACUAAAAUUGGCUGAUUGGAUUAUCUGCAACUCAAGUAAUGAGUUAGAGACAUCGGUCUUCAACUCGUACCCAGAAAUGUUACCUAUAGGCCCUCUUCUAUCUAGCAACCGGCUUGGAAAAUCAGUUGGUUCCUACUGGCCUAAAGACUUGGAUUGCUUGGUGUGGCUGGAUAAACAACCAGUCCAAUCAGUCAUUUAUGUUGCAUUUGGGAGCAUCACAGUUUUUGACCAAACACGGUUUCAGGAACUGGCUCUAGGCCUUGAACGCACCACUAUGCCAUUCCUGUGGGUUGUGAGGCGUAAUUUAACAGCAGAAACAAAUAAUGCAUAUCCAAAAGGUUUCAAAGAGCGAAUACAAGGACGAGGAAGAUUAUCCAGUUGGGCACCUCAACAACAGGUCCUGAGUCAUCCUUCAGUUGCCUGUUUCCUCGGCCAUUGUGGUUGGAAUUCUACAGUUGAAGUCUUCCACAUUCUCUUCUUCUCUAUUCUUACAACAAAGAAGGAUUCAAGGAGAAUCAAAGCUAUGUGAAGGGUGUGAAGCUUGGGUGCUCUUCUUUGUCUACUAUCAAGGUGAGGUUUAGUUCUUGGCUAUAGUUAUGGGUUAAUUGGUUUGGAAGAGUAGAUUCAUGACUCAAGUUUGGAAGAAUCUUGGUAAGAAUGUAUGUAACUUGUGAUUUCUUGAUUUAGUUAGAUAUUGUAUUUUUCAUGGCCAAAUAUUGAGUUUAAGUUAUGGAUUGUGUGGUUAUU
Molecule: messenger RNA, 1152 nt
Organism: Coffea eugenioides
Lineage: Eukaryota; Viridiplantae; Streptophyta; Magnoliopsida; Gentianales; Rubiaceae
Product: UDP-glycosyltransferase 83A1-like
Exons: 2
Coding region: 317-934 (205 amino acids)
Molecular function (GO): UDP-glycosyltransferase activity
Source: RefSeq, a predicted model, not a curated record